GACCUACGGAGCAGUUUGGUUGAUACUUAACUUAAACAUAGCAAAAUGAAGUUCCAUCAUGCUGCUGCUUUUCUCUUCUUGGCAUCCUUCUGCCAUUGUGCUGUGUCCUGUCCUGCUUUGUGCAAAUGCUACAGCGAAAGAAUGGAGGUUGUAUGCAGUGAGGUUCCCUUGAUAGAGUUCCCAACAGAGGGCCUUCCGGAGAACACCACCAUGCUGACUGUUCAGCUCACAAACAUCACCUCCCUCUCUGAACACCACCUUAAAGCAACACCACAUCUGCAAGAGCUCCAUCUGUACGGAAAUAAACUACAGAGCCUUUCUUCUCAUCUGCUCAGAGGCGUUCCUCAGCUGCACACAUUGGAUCUGACAGAAAACAAGCUCAGUGAUCUUCCUGUAGAUGUCUUCAGCGAUGCACCGCUUAAAAACUUGGUGUUAAAGAACAAUCAAAUUAAGCGAGUCGAUGAAAAAUGGCUUCCUGAAAAUAGCAGCUUAACCUGGUUGGACUUGUCUGGAAACAGUCUAACAGAGAUAUCAGUUGGUUUCUUUCAGAGGCUCCCUCACCUCGAGAAUCUUGACUUGUCAAACAAUCAACUGGAAAAGAUACCGGCAAACUCUUUGGAAAAUCUGAGCAAUCUCAAGAGGCUGAGCCUUCAAAACAACAAGCUUGAGACUUUAGACGCAUCUGUGUUUCAGCACACAAAAAAUCUCACUUCUUUGUUUCUCACUCAAAACAAGCUGAACUGGCUCCCACAGAACCUUUUUCAGGGACUUACCAGCCUCACACAUCUCAGUCUGGAUUUCAACCAGCUGAGCCACAUCCCUAUAGGUUGGUUUGAUCCGCUGAGCUCCCUCGAGGAGAGUGGACUGGAUCUGUCUCUAAAUCCCCUGCGUUGUAACAGCCGUAUUGAAUACCUGUGGAGAUGGCUUCAGAAGAACAAGAAGAAGGUGUUGUCGGUAGACAACAUCAUCUGUAUGUUGCCUCAGUCUCUCACAGGGCGCCCAGUCAUUUCCCUGACAGAAAAUGAUCUUAACAUAGGGUCUUAA
Cyprinodon variegatus (sheepshead minnow) is the source of this 1044-nucleotide messenger RNA. Its product is annotated as leucine-rich alpha-2-glycoprotein-like. The record is from RefSeq and is a predicted model, not a curated record. The transcript is spliced from 2 exons. Bases 46 to 1044 code for a protein of 332 amino acids. Gene Ontology annotation, molecular function: protein binding. NCBI's taxonomy places the organism in Eukaryota, Metazoa, Chordata, Actinopteri, Cyprinodontiformes, Cyprinodontidae.